Caenorhabditis angaria is the source of this 1267-nucleotide messenger RNA. Lineage: Eukaryota; Metazoa; Nematoda; Chromadorea; Rhabditida; Rhabditidae. The record is from the annotation of a GenBank genome assembly.
AUGUUAUUUCUCAUAGUGAUUUUCGGCAAAAAUAAACGAUUCAGUAAUUCGUUUUAUCGUAUUGUUCAAUGCGAUUUGGUUCUGGUAAGUGCUUUUGGGUUACUCUAAGAUCUCUACAGUACCCAUAAGCAUGUUUAGUGUCAAAAAAUCGCAAAUUUCCCUCAGAACCUCUGCGUCUACACGAAUUCCUGGGUCCAUCGCCUAGCUCAACGUCCUUCCACCGGAUAUCUCCUCCAAAAUAUUCCUCGCCAAAUUCUAGUCAUCACCUCCUACACAAUGCCAUUCUUCUCUCACCUUCAAACUGUCAGUAUAACCCUACUGUGUUUCUACCGCUACAGUUUGCUGCUGGAAUUCAUGAAUUUCAACAAGUUCUGGGCAAAAUGGUAAGGUGCUUUUUAUCUGAUUUUUCCAUAUAGAGUUAAUGCACAAUAAAUCCUAACCGAACUUUUUUAAACGUAAAAAACCAUGUUUAGCGAUAAGCCUACGACAGACUUUAAAGUAUUACUUAUCACACCCCGGUACCUUUAUCGUAUAGUUAACUUUAGGCGAAAUAUCAACCGUACAAGCUUAACCGUAUUUUACAUAUCGAGGUUAACUCUAAACAGCUUAACCGUACAAGCCCUCACACUAAUAAGGUUAUUCAGGUACUGUAAACCCUAAUUUUUUACCAGGUAUCUAUUAGUAUACCUCGGCCUCAUCACCUACACCAUCGCAAUGAUCCUCCCAAUCUCAUUCACAUUUUUCCCGCUGGUCUACAAUUCAACAGAUGGUUGUUUCGUCAUACAUCCCGAUUACUACGGCACAAAUCACUAUGUAUUCGGUGCAACUGUGUGGAUUGUCUCAAAUGUUCAUCUAAUAAUCAUCACAACUCUCGGAGUUUUAACUGUUUCUAAGCUGCGCAAACGAUUUUCCCAACAUCAGAAUGAUACGAUAAGGACUCGAGAUAUGAUGAAAAGAGUUACGUUAAUUGUGGCGAUUAAUUCGGCUAUCUAUAUUAUAAUCAUUUUUUGGUUGCUUGUGGUUGGCGUCAUUUUUCCGGAUAUGAAUCAGGUUACACAGUUUGAAAUACUCGUGACAGUUUCGGAUAUGGUGAGUUAGCCUAAAUCGACCCUUCCAACAAAAAGAAAAUGAAUUUUUUCUUCAGAUCUCCUUCAGUAUGCCCUACACUCUUCUAUUUUUCGAUAAAAACAUCCAGGAAAUGAUGUCAGAAAAAAUUCCAAGCUUCUCAAGGAACCCAAGUAGCAUUGCUGUUGCACCAAUGACAUGA